Molecule: messenger RNA, 3089 nt
Organism: Ceratosolen solmsi marchali
Lineage: Eukaryota; Metazoa; Arthropoda; Insecta; Hymenoptera; Agaonidae
Product: breast carcinoma-amplified sequence 3 homolog
Exons: 10
Coding region: 56-2524 (822 amino acids)
Biological process (GO): response to starvation; autophagy
Cellular component (GO): cytoplasm
Molecular function (GO): protein binding
Source: RefSeq, a predicted model, not a curated record
GUCUUUGUCGCAGGAGGCGGACCUUCCUUUUACAUGAGCAAGCCAUCCCGGUACAAUGUCAGCUGAUUCUCCCCGGAGGACUGGUUUGCACAAAGGUGCCCAAAUCAUCACCCCUCAACCCAUCAGUGACACAUCCAUCAUAGACAGCGUCGCUGGGAUCAUCAACGACAUAGUUCCGCAGGGUUACACCAGCAGUAUACCAAACUCUGACAACAGGGAGUCCAUAACGUGGGCUAGAUUCGAGUAUGCGGAUGUCAACGAUCCACUCUUCUAUCCUGAUUAUAACGAGGGCUCUAGCAUACCACCUUUGCUACUCGUCCUGGGCUAUACAACUGGAGUACAAGUAUGGCUAAUCGCAGCAUCUGGCGAGGCUACAGAGGUUUUGUCAUGGCGACAAGGUAUGGUGCGUACUUUGCGAAUUCUGCCUAAUCCCAAUAGCGGCGAGAGGGAACGUAACGAUCCGUUUAAGCAGAAACGGCCGAUGGUAGCGAUAUGCGAUUCGGCCGGGCCCGGACCUCAAUUCUGCAGCGUCAGCUUCAUAUCGCUAAAGACUGGCGAACAGGUGAAGAGUAUCAAGUUUAAAAGUCCUGUCUGUGAUGUUCUCGCUAACAAACGAUCCAUCGCUGUCACCUUCCCCGAGAGAAUAGCCGUCUUUGACGCCAAGACAUUGGAAGAUGUGCUGACAAUCACCACGUGCUAUUUGAGUCCCGGGCCAAAUCCAAAUCCGGUUGCUCUUGGUACAAGAUGGCUGGCUUACAGCGAAAAGAAGCUGAUACCCGGACGCAGAAGCAGCGGCGGCAGCGAGGGCGAGGGCGUCUCGAGUUAUACGGCGACGGUCCUCUACGCGGCCAAAUCCCUGGGUAAGGGCCUACGAGGUCUCGGUGAAACGGUCGCCUCGAGUCUCACCGGCAACUCCGUCUCGCCGAUUAGCACCGUCAACAAUGCCCAUAUAGCCGACUCCGCGCAGCCGGGCGUCGUCACGAUCCUCGACUUGCAGGCUGCUAAGGAAGAAAAGGAAAUGGAUGACGGGAACGUGGAAACUGUGGUCGCACACUUCGCCGCUCAUAACGAUGCCAUUGUUGCCAUGAUCUUCGACCAAACCGGGGCCCUGCUCAUGACAGCGGACAAGCGCGGACACGAUUUCCACGUCUUCAGGAUACAACCACAUCCGGGCGGCCCGAGCCUAGCCGCCGUCCACCACCUGUACGUUCUCCAUCGGGGCGAUACGACGGCCAAGGUACAGAAUAUGAGCUUCUCGAGCGACGCUCGCUGGGCUGCAGUCUCCACAGUCAGGGGCACGACCCACGUCUUCCCCGUAGCCCCGUACGGCGGUCCCGUGGGCGUGAGGACGCAUUCAUCGCCCCACGUCGUCAAUAGGCUCUCGAGAUUUCACAAGAGCGCGGGCCUCACCGACGACGGGGCCCGUUCCCAUUCCCCGGUCUCUCACACGGAGCUGCCUCUGCCCGUCUAUCCUUACACGAAUCCACGAUUACCGCCUUAUCCGCACCCGACGAUCCUUCACCCCUUGGCGCAGAUCAGACAACCAUCGAGCUUGAAUCACAUGAACAACCAAGCACAACCGAGGGUGCAGCAACGACAGCGUCUACAUUCGGACGACAGCGUGACGUUGCCAUUGAAAAUCUGCGCCUGCUUUGCACCACCGCGAGCCUGGAUUUAUUCACAACGCGAAUCAGCUAACAAAUUGCUCAAACGAGCCAUCGACUCUUUAUUCAUUAUGGCUUGCCACGGCAACAUGAUCCAAUACGAUUUGGACCCUAAACCGGCUGCCGGCGUGCCAAAGGAAAAAGUAUGCGAUGAAACGUCGAUCGAACUGGAGAUGGAGGCGAAAGGUCAAUGGCCACUCUUGAGAACCUCGAUUUCCUCCGACAUCGUUCCUCCUCUAUCGCCCAACAGUUUACUCAUGGGUGUCUCCAUCACCCCGUCAAACGACCAACAAAUCAACAGCAUCGAGAGUCGAUGGUUGAGCCAAGUAGAGAUCUUCACACACGCCGGGCCUCAUCGUCGACUUUGGAUGGGACCUCAAUUCGUUUUCAAAACAUACAAUGCGCCGAGCGGGGUCGCAGCCAAUUUGGUGGAGGCGGAGACCGUGGAAAUUGGCAUCGCAAGUGGCUCCCGACCCGCCAGAUCCAAUCCCGUGAAUAUGCCCCACGCAGCGAGCAGGCCACUGAUACCGCUAGUCAUCGAUGGCUCUGGAAGCAGUUACGAGCAGUCGCCGAGAUUCGUAGAGGCUUACGGAGACGCCUUAGAUCAGGAGGAUGUUGGUGUAAUUGGAAGUGGUGAGAACCAAUUGAGAGAGGAUCUCGCGGAGGCCAUGCUGGAGACGUCGUCGACACCUCACCGAGUCGCAGGUGGGAAUCAGUCGAUGGCGAGCUACGAGGACCUGAGCUCAAGCAGUUUCAGCUCGGCGAGUCGCGCAUCCCUGGACGCCCGGAGCUCACCGACGGCCUCCUACAGCGCCGAGCACAUGAUGGUCUUCCCGGGUGACAGCAGCGGCUCAUUAUGAGUUUCCGCCCCGGGGACGGGCAGUUUCGCCAACUGGAUGCGUAUACCCCUCUACUAUUUCAGAGACUGAGUCCUCCCCGAUACGGACUCUCAUCGGCGUAUUUCCUGUUUUCUUCUAACGGGCCACCACUACGCACAUUCAACAAAAUUCCCUUCUCCCACUGCCGCUAUACGUGGCUUUCCCCCGUAGUCGUGUACGGCCCUGUCGAGCCCAAAUUUGGUUGUAAAACACGCGCGUACACUCGGGCUUCUUAAUUCGAGCUCUCGAAUGCGCAAGCACAGCAUCUCAUUGACUCUGUACCAUUCGCCGAAUCCAAGUCCAAUGGCUGCUACAGCAUAUUUUACGAUAAUCCUUGGAUUCAACGCGUGUUCACUGUUACGUGGGGAAUCACUCGUGCAUUUUUUACCGUCGUUUGGUACCUUUAAUUUUCGGAAAUCCGUGUAUAAACGCUGAGAAACAUACGAUUAGUCUUAGGAGUCGGUCAAUUAGUGGCCUUCCAUUCAUGGAUUUUUUAUUACCGAUUUUUCCCAUAACCUUUAGGCAAAUUAUGGAAAUUAACGUAUUU